ACCUGAUGAUGGCGCCGUGCCGGAGAAACAGGGCCGUGAACGCCGCGCAGCUGCUGAGCCGGAGGAGGAGAGGUGUCACCGAUGCUGGGAGCCUGAUCAGACUGAACACGAGGAUCCUCCGAAACAUCCUCCUCCAGGACAACAGGGACUUCAUCAAAGUGUGGAGCAAGACCUCAAAAUCGACCAUCAUGUACGAGAAUGGUAAAAUCUACUUUGAAAACUACCGGAACUGCUACAGCUGUCUUCACUCAGAGCCUCAGGUUUUGUACAAACUGCCUAAAAGGUCUAAAUUGGAGAAAUUUGAAGAUGCCCUGCUGUGUCAGAGCCCACUUGACAAAAGUUUGGCCUCUCCCUCUGAUCAUAAACCCAGUCUCUUGACUUUGACAGCCAAUAACUGGCUGUAUCGCCUUUCAGCUGAAACGGGGAAGGAGCUGCAACGAGUUUACCUCUCUUCAAACCAUAAGUUCAGGUAUCUUGGCUGGGAAGUUUCUCAAGAAACAUUUUAUGUUAAAUCUGUUCAAAACAAAGAAACACCUUUGGAAAGACAAGCAGGUAUCACUCACAAUACAGUGUUGCACUUGGCCAUCUUUCAUGUGUUCCCCUUGCAGAUUGUAGGCAUUGUGGAGAUUAACAGAAAGGUAUUUGGUAAUGGUGUUACCGAUGUUGUUUUGUCUCAAGGUGUCCUGGCUGUGUCUCACAGCAACAAAUCUGUGAAGCUGUACAGCUUUGAACACAUUGUGCAAAGGUACAUGACGGAGAAGUUAAUGCUUGGAGAGCACAGUUCUCUUCUUGGAGGCAAAAAAGUGGGAGAGGCUCCGUUUGGUAUCCCAGUAAACAUAAAGAUCACAGAUUGUCUUCCUGUGCUUUUCGAGGUGUCCUGCACGAAUAAUGGAGUCCAGAUCGGAGGGUACCCGUGGCACUACAUCUAUACACCACCGCAGAAAAAUCACAAGGGAACUCACCGCAUCUGCUCACUCAAGGACAAUAUUAUGGCAACAAAUGGAAUACAAAACAUGAGCUGCAACUCUUUGGAGAAUGACAGUAUCUUCUUUCAUCCUGACGACUCCGGAAGAAUCAUCCAUGUUGGACCAACCACCAUCAAUGUCCUUAAAAUUCUUGAUGAACUGAACAGUAGUUUGCUGUCAAAGGUAGUUAAGGACUUCUCUAUGAUGACCCUUCGAAAUAUCAACCCUACCUCACAAGUCACCGUCACCUCAUCAGGCCGCACAGUGAAGAGAAGAUUUCAGCAGCUGGAUGAUGACCCAGAUCAAGAGACUUUCCGUGUGGUGGAAUACGAGGACGAGCUGGACCUUUUGGCAGUCGUGCUCACUAACGGUGAGGAGGGAGAAGGUAGAGCUCACAUCCGACUGCAUGACAACCAAAGUGGACAGUUACAGCGAAGAAUUGAUCUGCAUGAACCUUGGGAUGAGACGUAUCGGCACGAGUUGUUCUUUGACAAAGACACGAUUGUUCACAUUGAACAGAAGAACGCCAACUUCUGCUGCCAUGUUUACAAACUCAAGGCCAACAGGAAAUAAGUGAUGUAAAUAAAGCUGCUGGAAAGCAUUUAAUAGCUAAUUUUUAUAUUGUGUAAAUAUUUGUUUCAAACGUGUUUUUUUUUUUUUUUUUAUAGUUUUCAGUUUAACUCAAUACUGUUUUUCACCCUCUGAAUCAGUGCGUAACUAUUUGUUUGUGUGUAUUUCACUGGACUGUGUGAAGUGAACUUUUUUUAUACAGUUAAUCUUAAAUUAAAAUGAUAUAUUUUUAAAACUUGCUACGUAUACAUACAUAUUGUCUUUCCACAAUGGUUUUCAAAAUAUAAGUUGUUGACAUGACAUUUCUUGUCUACUUGCUUUCACACGCACAACUCACUUCAGUUAUUGUAUUGCACCAACAAGCUGGUACAACCCGGCUAUGUAUUUAAAAUUGGCAGAUUUUGUUUGUGCCAAGCAGUUGCAGCUUGUUGAAGGUCCCAUCAUAUUUCACAAUCAGCUCUGUACGGUGACUGAUGUGGUCUCUACAAGAAGAGACGGCUUUCUGCCAAAGCUGCAACGGUUUUGACGGUUUAACGUGAGAGAAUUUUGUUUGUGCGUUUUUCUCCAAGCUCUUCCCCACUGGUCUGACUUGUUUGCUUAUGAUACCAGGCAACUGUCAAUCAAAUUAAUAAGCAGUGAUGAAAGAAGCCAAUGCAUCCAGUGAUUCAUGCAAAUAGUCAAGAACCUAGUUGUUUGAAGAGUGAAAACACAACAUCUAAAUAUUACACUAAACAGUGAUUGUGUACAGCUAAGUUUAAGAGAAUUUAAGCUAAGAGAAUUACUUGAGAUUUAACACAUUUUCAGGACCAACACGUUUGUUCGCAAUUUUUUAAGUGAGCUGAUGUAUUGUAGAUCUUAUGUUUUAUUAUUUCCUUCCAUGUUGUCUGUUAAAUACACAGUUGCUGGUUAUUAUGUUAUUGAAACUGUUGUUGAUUAAACUAUAUAAUGAAGUGAA
This is a messenger RNA of Hippoglossus stenolepis (Pacific halibut), 2490 nucleotides long. It is a transcript of the gene dcaf17, whose product is annotated as ddb1 and cul4 associated factor 17. Gene Ontology annotation, biological process: protein ubiquitination. The coding region runs from base 6 to 1538 and encodes 510 amino acids. Gene Ontology annotation, cellular component: Cul4-RING E3 ubiquitin ligase complex. The transcript is spliced from 14 exons. Lineage: Eukaryota; Metazoa; Chordata; Actinopteri; Pleuronectiformes; Pleuronectidae. The record is from RefSeq and is a predicted model, not a curated record.